Triticum aestivum (bread wheat) is the source of this 2704-nucleotide messenger RNA. RefSeq names its product translation initiation factor IF-2. NCBI's taxonomy places the organism in Eukaryota, Viridiplantae, Streptophyta, Magnoliopsida, Poales, Poaceae. The record is from RefSeq and is a predicted model, not a curated record.
UAUCAUUGAAACUUUUACGGCACAUCUACUGUAAAUGCCCAUUCCAAGAUUUAAGACAUUGGAUUUAAACAGCAAAAUCUGUUCAGCCAAACAAAUAAAUGAAAUAUACUUAUUUUACCUUUUUUUAUGGUCAAGGCUGCAUCUACUACAUCUUUCCACUGUCAUCUAGGCAUAACCAAUCACACAUUAGAGACGAUAAUCCAAUACCUACCAGUGAGUAUAAACAUGGCAAAUUUAAGAGUGAAUUCCGGUUUUUAUCCCCUAUUUUGAAAUUUUUGACACUAAUUACUCCAUUUAGUGGGAUUUCAUCCGUUUUACCCCAUUUAGUAGAAGUGUUGCCACAAUUUACUCUGUAUAAAAUUUUGUGAGUGUUCUGACCGAUGGGUCCCAAUUGUAAUGUCCAGCUAGCAUGACACAUCGGCGCGGUUUUUAUGAAAAAGGGUUUCCCCCGCUUUAUAUAUAAAGCACCAACACUUACAUCCAAGCCACUGAUACAAACGCACGGCACACAACCCAAGGCAAGAUAAAAGAAUGCCGGGCACCGACACACAACCUCAACGACUACUAAGUAUCAACAAAAUGAGCAAAAAGAACCACUUGUAGCUGACGGAGACCACCAUCAAGAUGAGAGAUCAUCCGGGAAGAAGUGCAACGGACAACGCCGGACCGAGGGCUCCAAAACGAUGCCUCCAAGAAGGGCAUGACCACGGACCGUCGCCAUCGUCCGAUCCAAAGAUCAGGUUUUCACCCGGAACAAGACGGGAGGAGUGAGAGCACCACGACGGAGCCUGCAAGGAGGAACAUGACGUCCGCAGACGCCGCCACCGUCGACCCGUGCACGGACAGGUAAGUGAUGAACCCCGGUGCUCCACCCUUCCGCUGCAUCCCCGAUCUGCCAACCACCUGCAACCAUGCCACCCAAGCGGCCAUGGUUGCUCGCCCGCAUCCGAGUCGCGCAGUCCGCCUACGACCAACGCGACUCCCACCGCCAGGGCCGCCGCCCCGCCACCGGGCCACCCCGAGAAGCCCCAAAGGUCACUCCUUGGACAAGAUCCAUGAGCCCAACCACCUCUGAACCGCCGGCGACCACUGCCUCAAGAGGAACCGUGCCCAGUCGGCCGGGGGAAGGGGGAGGAGGAGGAGCGGCCUAUGGCCACGACCGGCACCUCUGCGCCGGCGACGGGGUACGCAACGGUGCACCCGUCGCCCCUACCAGCUCCCCCCCCCUCCCCCGAGACCCCCUGUCUCGCCCCCGAAGCAGAACGUCCAGAUCCGCAAGAGAGCACCGGCCACCGCCCUGGACGGGGCCGCCCCCCUCCACUGCUGCCAUGCCGCCCCUCCACCAGAGAUCCACGGCGAGAGGGGCCGCCCGCGACCCGCAGCGCCAGACGUGGCGCCGAGGCGCUGCUGCCGCCACCCACCGACCUGCACCACCACCAUGCCGCCCGUCGCCCGACGCCACACCGCCGUCGCUAGCCCACUCCGGAGCGCCGCCGCACCGCUACGCCCGGCAUCGAGCACAGCAUCCCCGCCGGCGAGAUCCGGCCACGCUGCACCUUCCGCGCAAGGAGACGAAAUGGCCCCGCCGCCGCCGGCGACGACCGGGCUUCGCCCGCUCGUGCCCCCUGGCGGUGGCGAGGGAGGAGAGAGAGAAGGAGGGGGGUGGCGGCGGCGGCGCUAGGGUUGCCUCCCGGACGCCCGCGGGAGCGCCGCGGGAGGGGAGAGGAGAGACAGAAUUUUCCCCCCAGUUUUUCCUGAUUGUUUUUCUGCACGCUGAACCGUAUCGUCGUAGCUUCUCCUGACCGGCCAGGCUCGAUAUGAUCGCACCAGAGCAGCUUGGGAAAGAUAUACUAACUCUCUACCGGUCUAACAUAUUUGCUACCACCGGAAACGGAACUUCUGAAGCAUCAUUUAACUAGUUUAUGCUUGGCUUGGCAUUCAUAUAUGUACGUGCAUCAGAGUUAGUGAAGUAGUAUAUUUACACCACUUUUAAUCUGAUCAGCAGAAUCAUGCAUACUUAAGGAACACAUACAUGAUUUCAGAUUAUAUCAGUAACAAUUUCUCCUAUAAUUUAUUCAAUGGGUACGUGCCACGCUGAUCAAGUAUAGUCAUCUCAUCACAAUACUUCUUCGAAUUGGAAAGAAGUGGUCUAAACCUAUCUAAUAUGCAUCCCAGACCGAGAGAAAAUAUAGCCACAAAAAACCUAACCACCGGGGGUGAGAAACAGAGGAUGCGGGCAUGCAUGGGAGGGGAGACAAUUGCCGUACUGGGUGCUGCUCGCAUCAACGACCGCCAACGGCCAUGCCUUGAAGGCUUGACUGUCGCCCGUCGCCUACAUCGUCCUACCCCCUCCUAGCGAAGGAGGCAGUGGUUUUGAGACAGGCUAGGGCAAGAUCGUCCGUGCGAUUGGAAUGCGAGUGAUGCGUGUCGUGAAUAAUGGAGGCCAGUGUGGUGCGGCACGACCUGGGCGACUUGGCCAUCGGGCGCUGGCGAGCUGCUCUGCUGCGAUCAUAUCGAGCCUGGCCGGUCGGGAGAAGCUAGGCGAUGCUGCUCGGUGUGCAGAAAAACCAUCAGAAAAACCCGCCGAUGUGGCAUGCCAGCUGGACCUUACAAAGUUACAAUUGUGACCCAUCAGUCAGAAUGUUCACAAAAUUUUAAACAAAGUAAAUUGUGGCAACACUUAAUGGGCUAAAAUGGAUGAAAU